Miscanthus lutarioriparius is the source of this 432-nucleotide messenger RNA. The record is from the annotation of a GenBank genome assembly. Lineage: Eukaryota; Viridiplantae; Streptophyta; Magnoliopsida; Poales; Poaceae.
AUGGAUCCCAAGCAGCAGCAGCAGCUCGCUCUGCGGCCCAUCUCCACCAGGAGAGCCGGCAGCGUCGCCGGCGAGGUGGCCGCGGCGAUGGAGCGGUCGAGCCUGGCCACCGCGUCGUUCCGGGUGUACUACAGCCUGCGCCCCGGCGCCGUGCCGUUCCUGUGGGAGUCCAAGCCCGGCACGCCCAAGAGCGGCGGCGGCGGCGCCACGGCUGCCGUGUCGCCCGCGCCCGCCGAGAUGGUGGCGGCUCAUCAACAUCAACUCCCGCCGAUAUCGCCGCCGCCGCCGUACCACUCAUCCCAGCUGAAGAAGGGGAGGAGGUGCCGGCCGAGGGCGUCGUGCCAGGCGGCGGCUGGCCUCGUGAGGGCGCUGCUCGCCGUGAUCGGCAUCAGGAGGAGGUCGCAUCGGCGCCCACCAGCGUCGCUUGGUUGA